GAGGGAGCUGUUGGGCGGCGGCGGCCGGUCGGGAGCUGCCCGGCGGGAGCUGCCCGGCGGGAGCGGCGUAGGCGCGGGGUCAUCUGCCAGCGCGAACCUGGACAUGGAGCCGCUCGGCGGGGGCCAGGGUCCCGGCCGCGGGACCCGGGACAAAAAGAAGGGCCGGAGCCCGGACGAACUGCCUGCGGCGGGCGGCGACGGCGGCAAAUCCAAGAAAUUUACUCUGAAGCGGCUCAUGGCAGAUGAGCUGGAGAGAUUUACCAGCAUGAGAAUUAAAAAGGAGAAGGAAAAGCCCAAUUCUGCUCAUAGAAAUUCUUCUGCCGCAUAUGGGGAUGAUCCCACAGCACAGUCAUUGCAAGAUGUUUCAGACGAGCAAGUUCUAGUACUCUUUGAACAGAUGCUGCUGGAUAUGAACCUUAAUGAGGAGAAACAGCAACCUUUGAGGGAGAAGGAUAUUAUCAUCAAGAGAGAGAUGGUGUCCCAAUACUUGCACACCUCUAAGGCUGGCAUGAGCCAGAAGGAGAGUUCUAGGUCUGCUAUGAUGUACAUUCAAGAAUUGAGGUCAGGCUUGCGGGAUAUGCCUCUGCUCAGCUGCCUAGAGUCCCUUCGUGUCUCCCUCAACAACAACCCUGUCAGCUGGGUGCAAACAUUUGGUGCUGAGGGUCUGACCUCUUUAUUGGACAUCCUUAAACGACUCCAUGAUGAGAAAGAGGAGACUGCUGGAGGCUACGAUAGCCGUAACAAGCAUGAGAUCAUUCGUUGCCUGAAAGCUUUUAUGAACAACAAGUUUGGAAUCAAGACCAUGCUGGAAACAGAAGAAGGAAUCCUGCUGCUGGUCAGAGCCAUGGAUCCUGCUGUUCCCAACAUGAUGAUUGAUGCAGCUAAGCUGCUUUCUGCUCUUUGUAUCCUACCACAGCCAGAGGACAUGAAUGAAAGGGUUUUGGAGGCAAUGACAGAAAGAGCUGAGAUGGAUGAGGUAGAACGCUUCCAGCCAUUGUUGGAUGGACUAAAAAGUGGGACCUCCAUUGCGCUCAAGGUGGGAUGUCUACAGCUGAUCAAUGCUCUCAUCACACCAGCUGAAGAACUUGACUUCCGAGUUCACAUCCGAAGUGAACUGAUGCGCUUGGGGCUGCAUCAGGUGUUGCAGGAUCUUCGAGAGAUUGAAAAUGAUGAUAUGAGAGUGCAACUAAAUGUGUUUGAUGAGCAAGGGGAAGAGGAUUCCUAUGACCUGAAGGGACGGCUGGAUGACAUUCGAAUGGAGAUGGAUGACUUCAGUGAAGUUUUCCAGAUUCUCCUAAACACAGUAAAGGAUUCAAAGGCAGAGCCACACUUCCUGUCCAUCCUGCAGCACCUACUCUUGGUCCGAAAUGACUAUGAGGCUAGACCGCAGUACUAUAAGCUGAUUGAAGAAUGUAUUUCUCAGAUAGUUCUGCACAAGAAUGGGGCUGAUCCUGACUUCAAGUGCCGGCACCUCCAGAUUGAUAUUGAGGGGUUGAUUGAUCAAAUGAUUGAUAAAACAAAGGUGGAGAAAUCUGAAGCCAAAGCUACAGAGUUGGAAAAAAAGCUGGACUCAGAGUUAACAGCACGACAUGAGCUACAGGUAGAAAUGAAAAAGAUGGAAAGUGACUUUGAGCAGAAGCUCCAGGAUCUUCAGGGAGAAAAGGAUGCCUUGGAUUCUGAAAAGCAGCAGAUAGCCACAAAGAAACAGGACUUGGAAGCAGAGGUGUCUCAACUCACAGGGGAGGUUGCCAAGCUUUCUAAGGAACUGGAAGAUGCCAAGAAAGAAAUGGCUUCUCUCUCCGCUGCCGCUGCCGUUACUGCUGUAGCCCUUCCUAGCAGUGCUCCUGUCCCCCCCACCCCUCCUUUACCUGGUGACUCUGGCCCUGUUACUCCACCCCCAGCCCCUCCUUUACCGGGGGUGGUUAGCAUACCCCCAUCAGCUCCUCUUCCUGGAGGUGGUACCAUUCCUCCUCCACCACCUCCCCCUCCUUUGCCUGGGGGUGUUUGUAUCCCCCCACCCCCUCCUUUGCCUGGAAGUACUGUUGAUAUCCCCCCACCCCCUCCUUUGCCUGGGGGUGCUGGCAUCCCCCCACCUCCUCCUCCCCCUCUUCCUGGUGGUCCUGGAAUCCCUCCACCCCCUCCAUUUCCUGGAGGUCCUGGAAUCCCUCCACCUCCACCUGGAAUGGGUAUGCCUCCACCUCCCCCUUUUGGAUUUGGAGUUCCUGCAGCCCCAGUUCUGCCAUUUGGAUUGACCCCAAAGAAGCUUUAUAAGCCAGAAGUGCAGCUCCGAAGGCCAAACUGGUCCAAGUUUGUUGUUGAGGACCUGUCCCAGGACUGCUUCUGGACAAAAGUGAAGGAGGACCGUUUUGAGAACAAUGAACUUUUCGCCAAACUUACUCUUACCUUUUCUGCCCAGACCAAGACCAAGAAGGAUCAGGAAGGUGGAGAAGAAAAGAAAUCUGUGCAAAAGAAAAAAGUAAAAGAGUUAAAGGUGUUGGAUUCAAAGACAGCCCAGAAUCUCUCCAUCUUUCUGGGUUCAUUCCGCAUGGCCUAUCAAGAGAUUAAGAAUGUCAUCCUGGAGGUGAAUGAGUCUGUUCUCACUGAGUCUAUGAUCCAGAACCUCAUUAAGCAGAUGCCAGAGCCAGAGCAGUUAAAAAUGCUUUCUGAACUAAAGGAUGAAUAUGAUGAUCUGGCUGAGUCGGAGCAGUUUGGUGUGGUGAUGGGCACUGUGCCCCGCCUGCGGCCUCGCCUCAACGCCAUCCUCUUCAAGCUACAGUUUAGUGAGCAAGUGGAGAAUAUUAAGCCAGAGAUUGUUUCUGUGACUGCCGCGUGUGAGGAGUUACGAAAGAGUGAGAGCUUCUCUAAACUCCUGGAGAUUACUUUACUUGUUGGAAACUACAUGAAUGCUGGCUCCAGGAAUGCCGGUGCUUUCGGCUUCAACAUCAGCUUCCUGUGUAAGCUUCGAGACACCAAGUCCACAGAUCAGAAGAUGACACUGUUGCACUUCUUGGCUGAGUUGUGCGAGAAUGACCAUCCUGAUGUCCUCAAGUUUCCAGAUGAGCUUGCCCAUGUGGAGAAAGCCAGCCGAGUUUCUGCUGAAAACUUGCAAAAGAACCUAGAUCAAAUGAAGAAACAGAUUUCUGAUGUGGAACGUGAUGUUCAGAAUUUCCCAGCUGCCACAGAUGAGAAAGACAAGUUUGUUGAAAAAAUGACUAGCUUUGUGAAGGACGCACAGGAACAGUAUAACAAGUUGCGGAUGAUGCAUUGUAAUAUGGAGACCCUCUAUAAGGAGCUGGGAGAGUACUUCCUCUUUGACCCCAAGAAGGUGUCUGUGGAAGAAUUCUUCAUGGAUCUGCACAACUUUAAGAAUAUGUUUGUGCAAGCAGUCAAGGAAAACCAGAAGCGGCGGGAGACAGAGGAAAAGAUGCGGCGAGCGAAACUAGCCAAGGAGAAGGCAGAGAAGGAGCGGCUGGAGAAGCAGCAGAAGAGAGAGCAACUCAUAGAUAUGAAUGCAGAGGGCGAUGAGACAGGUGUGAUGGACAGUCUUCUGGAAGCUCUGCAGUCAGGCGCAGCAUUCCGACGGAAGAGAGGACCCCGUCAGGCCAACAGGAAGGCUGGGUGUGCAGUCACAUCUCUCCUAGCCUCGGAGCUGACCAAGGAUGAUGCCAUGACUACUGUUCCUCCUAAGGUCGCCAAGAACAAUGAGGGAGUCCCCACAAUCCUUGAAGAACCCAAGGAGCUGGUUGGCCGUGCAAGCUAAGCUGGGUCUUGUGGCCUCAGCAGCUUCCUUAGUGGAGCCCCAGACUGUCUUGCCCUGCAGCAUGUGCCUAAAGGGUCACGGAAAUAUUCCUCUGGGGUGGCUGCUCCCACUACCUUGACCCUGUCUUACUCUCUGGCCUGCUGCUCUCUGUACAUCACACACAGCUUCAGCUGCCUGGAGGCCAGUAGGAAAAGGCAGUGUGGGGAGGCCUGAGCCCAGCCCGCCCUGGCUGUUGUAUUACCAAAGCAGGCUCCGUGUUUGCUGCCUUAACCCCAGCGGUCUUCUGUCACUCUGAGGCCUUGUCUCAGACCAGGCCCCACCUGCUUUCUCAACCCCUGCCUUUCCAGUAGGCUUUCACUUUGGUCAAUCUUGCUGGGUUCGUGCUUUUCUUUUGUGGUUUCUCUAGCCCUGAGAACAGCAUGGGGCUUGUGAACCUUUAGGCUGUAUCCCUCCUUUCAUCGCUGUCACCGCUGCUCUGCUCUUCCCUCUCCCGGUUACUGUUAUUUAUUACUAGUGGUGUGACACUGGGAGCCGUGCCCAGAGAAGUGGGGAGGCAAACCCCACCCUCCCCAAACCUUCCUGGGAAGGGCCUCCCAAAACAAAAAGGACCUGGACCACUUGAUCUGUUCCACGAUGGCCUAGGCCAGGGCCUGUGGGCAGGCAGGAUAUAGAGACAUUGUGGGACCUGUCCCCAGCCUGCUGCCAUGUUUUAUGACCCUGCCUCUGUGAACCUUCUAUACCUGCCCCAGGCUACUGAGCCAUGGUCUCUCCUCACAUCUUCCCCGGAGCUUUGGUGCAUCUCCUCUGGAGUAUGGACUUUAUUGUGACCAUCCCAACACCUCACCCUCUGUCUCCAAGGAAAUGGGAGGUGGAGCCUCCUGGCUGAGAAAUUGUUUUGCAAAUGGAUCUAUUUUUAUAUGAGAUUUUUUUUUUAAGAGAAUAACUAUCCCUUCCCCCUUUCCCCUCCAUAAUGUAAGAGACUUUGAUGGCAGGUCCUGGUGCCCCUGGGGUUUCUCCCCACAGGCCUCAGUCCUGAACAACACCCUGGACCUCCACCUCCACCCUAAAGCCUUUUGGGCCCUUGAAGUCCAGUGCAGAUUCUCUCUCCCAUCAUCUAGUUCUGGGGCAGGAGGAGCUCUUCUCUGGUAGAGGUGGACCAGGCCUCAGUGGUGGGAGCUCUGAGACCACAGAGUUUUUAAUAAAAAUUUAAUAUAUUUAUCAAGCCAAAUGUGCAAAUGCUAACUGGACACUGGGCAAGUGAGUAGUGUUGCCACACAGCGUCCCCCUGCUCCCUUAUGAACAGUGGGCAGGCCAGGCUGUUCAGAGGCCCUGGCUCCAGGAAGCUCAGAUUCUCUGGCUCAGGGUGACACUUUGCCCUCCUUUGCUUUUAGCUUCCACCCCCAGGUAGGAGAGAGAAUGACACUGCUCAGGCUUGACCCAGAAUUAAAGUUGUUGGAGCAAAGGGGGGAACGCAGGAGACCUGAGGCUUCCUGCAGGGAGGCCUUCAGGCCAGGAACAAAGGUUCCGUUUGCUACAGCUGUCUGUGUGUGAAGGGGCAACAGCAUCUCCUUUGAGUGGGGGGGAGGCUGCUCCCCUGGGUCCCCUCCUCUUCCCUGCUGACAUCUGGGGCUUUGACCCUUUCUUUUUUAAUCUACUUUUGCUAAGAUGCAUUUAAUAAAAAAUUUAAAAAGACAAAAUGCAAACCUGUUUCCCUUGCCUCUUGGGCUUCUGGGAUGUCAUCACCUCCAGUUUGUUGGGUUUGUUUCCAACUGUUAAUAAAGCAUUGAAACAGUA
Herpailurus yagouaroundi (jaguarundi) is the source of this 5554-nucleotide messenger RNA. RefSeq names its product diaphanous related formin 1 (gene DIAPH1). The transcript is spliced from 27 exons. Lineage: Eukaryota; Metazoa; Chordata; Mammalia; Carnivora; Felidae. The record is from RefSeq and is a predicted model, not a curated record. Gene Ontology annotation, biological process: actin cytoskeleton organization; actin filament polymerization. Bases 104 to 3760 code for a protein of 1218 amino acids. Gene Ontology annotation, molecular function: actin binding; small GTPase binding. Gene Ontology annotation, cellular component: actin filament.